GUGGACUGUGUCGACCUUGGAUUCUGACGUGCUGCAACAUGGCGAGCAAGGAGCCGAAUCGCUUUGUCCAGCACCUGAGAGAUCUGGCUGGCCGGAUGUCUUCUGGUGGAAAAGGGGCGGGUUUAGGACUGAAACUGCUUGUUGGAGCUGGUGCCUUGGUUUACGCUGUUAAAGAAGCCACCUACACAGUGGAGGGUGGUCACAGAGCCAUCGUCUUCAAUAGGAUUGGAGGGAUGCAGAUGGACACUGUUCUGGCUGAGGGGCUGCACUUCAGGAUGCCAUGGUUUCAGUACCCUAUCAUCUACGACAUUAGAGCUAAACCCAGGAAAAUCUCCUCUCUGACUGGUAGUAAAGAUCUGCAGAUGGUGAAUAUAGCGGUACGGGUGUUGUCCAGACCCAUGGCAUCUAACUUGCCAGUCAUGUACCAACAGCUGGGGAAGGACUACGAUGAGAGAGUCCUGCCUUCUAUUGUCAAUGAGGUCCUCAAGUCUGUGGUGGCAAAGUUCAAUGCCUCGCAGCUCAUCACACAAAGAGCACAGGUGUCACUGCUGGUGCGCCGGGAGCUUUUUGAGAGAGCCAAAGACUUCAACAUCAUUCUUGAUGAUGUGGCCAUUACUGAGCUGAGCUUCAGCAGCCAGUACACUGCUGCUGUGGAGGCCAAGCAAGUUGCUCAGCAAGAGGCUCAGAGGGCACAGUUCUAUGUGGAGAAAGCCAAACAGGACCAGCGACAGAAAAUCAUCCAGGCUGAGGGAGAGGCUGAAGCUGCCAGAAUGCUGGGUCAAGCAGUGACUAAGAAUCCUGGUUACCUGAAGCUGAGGAGAAUCAGAGCAGCACAGAACAUUGCAAAGACGGUGGCGUCAUCUCAAAAUAAGGUGUAUCUUAAUGCUGACAGUUUGGUCCUGAACCUACAAGACCAGACAUUUUUUAACAACUUGUCACUGGGCAAAAAGAAGUGAUGAAGAGGACAUGAACUGAGGCAGUACAACUGUCAAUUUCAUCAACUUUAUAAAUAGUCUAGGUUUUGCUUGACAUUGAAAAUCAGCUUACAUGACUGAACAAGUGUGACUGUGGACAAAGAAGAAAUAUAUUUUUGUUUUAAUUUUGUUUUCUAUUUCUCACACACACAUUUGUGAGUGACUUGUAUUAAUUUAUUCAAUCAAUUACUUUAAUAGGAGCAAAACUGCCAUUUCAACACCACAUUGAAUAAAUAAGUAGCAAAUUUGUCACAAAUUGAAGAAUUGGCACAUAUCCAUUUUUAUUUUAUUUUUUUUCAGUUUUUUGAGAAAAGUAAUGCAACAGUGAUUUUGAAUAAAUUUAGAACACCACUGCCCCUGUCAGAAGGACCUGGUAGGCCCAAAUUGUCCGAGCAUGAGACAUCGCUGCAGCACUAUGCUCAGUCAAGCUCAAUGGUAGAUUUCACUGCUGUAUCGUUACCUCAAUUUGGCUGCCAGUCUUUUCUCUGAUCUACAUUUGGGGUCGACCAAUUAUCAGAUCCAGUGUUUAGCUUUUUUCCAAUUGUCGGUAUUGUUGUUUUUUUAACUCCUGCUGAAAUAAGUUUAGAAGCUAAAAAAAUUAACUUCUUUCUCUGUGGUACAGCCACUUCUAUCUGUGCUCACUCAAGCAGUUUCCCACCCAAAGUACAAUGUGAUUGAUUACACAUCACGCGUGAUAGUUAAUCAACACUCAUGGAUAAAUUGUGUAAAAAAUCUCUUUUCGUUAAACAUGUGAAACAUGAAUAAACAUGACAACAAAGUUUUGUGUUGGACUUUGUAUUAUUCUAAAUUUUGACAUCAAGAUUUUCAAUUUAGUGAAAGUUUAUAUCCAUUCCAAAUAUCAGUUAUUGGUCUUGGUCUAAUAAUCCACACCUGGUCUGAAAAGCUGCAUCAGUUGACCCCUACUCUGCAUACAUUUCAUCAAAAAUGUUCCAGUCUCCGUCCUAGUAGUCCUCACAGUUACAACAGGAAUGUUUGUCAGGGCUCCAUAUCUCCACCCAGGUGGAGCUGAUGAAAGAAAUGUUUGGUGACAUGUCUUUCAAUAAACGUUUAUUAUAUGUACA
Molecule: messenger RNA, 2056 nt
Organism: Stegastes partitus (bicolor damselfish)
Lineage: Eukaryota; Metazoa; Chordata; Actinopteri; Pomacentridae
Product: prohibitin-2-like
Exons: 10
Coding region: 39-956 (305 amino acids)
Biological process (GO): mitochondrion organization
Cellular component (GO): membrane; mitochondrion
Source: RefSeq, a predicted model, not a curated record